This is a messenger RNA of Engraulis encrasicolus (European anchovy), 2503 nucleotides long. Its product is annotated as gamma-secretase-activating protein-like. The record is from RefSeq and is a predicted model, not a curated record. Gene Ontology annotation, biological process: positive regulation of amyloid-beta formation. The transcript has 26 exons. Lineage: Eukaryota; Metazoa; Chordata; Actinopteri; Clupeiformes; Engraulidae. The annotation marks the transcript as partial. Gene Ontology annotation, cellular component: trans-Golgi network.
UCGCCUGUCUGUUCUGUUCUGCUGCUGCGGAGCUCAGCUAAACGAGACGGGGGGAAUGCCAGCCUCAGCCACAUAACAGCACAGCUCAGUGAAGUGAAGUUAUGGGGAAGUGUUUGCGUUCUCGGGCGGGUCCUCCGCCUCCGCGUCAAUGAUCACCUACAACUCCCACUCACUCGCGACAGCAGGAGAGAAAUAAGUUUGUCACAUGACAGACUGUGGCGAGAGAAGCGUGCGGGUAGAUAGACAACAGAUGAGAUGAGCACCUGAAGUAGAAAUAGAACAAGUCAGCAGCACAAGAAACGUUUUUAUAUAUUGUUUGGUUCGGUUAAGUUAUGCGCUCACAUCGCACAUCACACACCGAAGUUGUGCGAAAAGCAUCGCCAUCGUCCCCAUGAUUGAGCUGGAGCCGAGCUUUGACCUGCAACGCGACGUGAUCUCCAGCAUUCUGAAGAAAGAGCUCAACUCGCCGGCCAGAGCAGAGGUAUUGGAGCCGCGUAUCUUGAACGUAGAGAGAGAUGGAGGAGUGCUGUACAGCUGGCGGGGAUCCACUGGAACCACCCGCAUUGGGAAAUAUGACCCAAACAGCAAAUACAACAAGCUUCUCUACACUUUCGACAAGCAGGUGUGUGUCAGCAGUUGCAGUCUGAAUAAGGAAGAAACACUUCUAGCGGUGAGCCUCUCUCAGGAUCAUAAGCAGGAGGAGCGCCUUAAACCAGUCUCCAAGUGCCUGUCUCUCCUGAUUGAGAUCCAUCCCAUAAACAACACCAAGGUGCUGAAGGCCGUGGACUGCAGAGUACGCACUCAGUUUCUCCACCCCGACUGUGUGCAGAGUUCAGUUCUGGAGAGCCACCUGCUUGUCAUUGCUGAGGAUGGAUAUGUGGAUCUGUUCCAUAUCAUGCUGGCCAAACACGACGGCUACAGAGUUGUGAUGUUGAAUCCAGAUCGCCUGGCGCGAGAGCGUGUGUGUGAGGAGUACAGCUGGGUCCAGUGGGACUCGCACAACCAGAGGCUCUACUUCACCAGCGGAAAAGAGAGGCCUAUUCUGAAGUGUCUUCAGUUCUAUCCACAGCGCACCUGUGAGGUUGUGUUUGAGUUAGCCCUGGAGUUACCCAGCAGUACUUUCAGCUCUGUGAGUUUUGCCUAUUUGGGUUUCGACCAUUUCCACGAGGAGACGCAAGAAGGGAAAGAGACGCCACUGGUUGUUUUCACCGACAAAAUAGGGAGUAUGUGUGUGUGUUACACUCACCCGGUCCUGGACAAGAGGGAAGUGAGCUACACUAUCGCAUUCGUGCACAAAGGCUGCAGUAAGACCUUCACUGUGGUUCUGAAUCAAGAGGAGAGUCUGAGUAGCACAACAGACCCACAGCCCCUCUUCUUUUACACAGGUUACUAUGUGUGUGUCUUCCUUGCUGGCCACUUCCUUCACCUCAUCAACACUCGGCAGCAAGAUCUCCUGUGUUACAGCCUCUUCCUGACCGGUGCAGAGGCGUGUCUUGGUGAGGUGGGCGGGACCAGGCUAGUUGGUUGCCACGGCGGAGCCUCCCUAUUGGACCUGCAGAGCGGGCGCAUGUACACGCCCAACAUAAGCCCCGCCCACCUGAUGGGAAUCCUACGUGGUGAUUGGCCUGAGGCCCAGAAGCUGGCCGCGCUGCAGUGCAUGACGGUCCACAAAGGGGCGGAGCCUGGGCUGGAACAGCAGGUGAUUGACUGGAUUUGUGAAGAUGUAAUGAGCUUGGAGGCCUUUGAUCCGAUCCAGGAAUUCAUUCUAGCCUCCCUGUACAGGAUAACACAUCAGCUCUCCCCCAGUCUGGACAGGGUGGUGCCCUACUCAGCUGUUCUGGAGAAAAAGGAGCUACCGGUUGCCUUGACGAUGAUCCCAGGAGUGAAGUGUACACCUGACCUCUUAACACAGCCCCUGUUCAAAAGCAAGGGCCGCAGCACUGCAGGCUUCUGGUUAGAGCUGCAGGGUGUGUGUGAGAGGGUGAAGCACUUUGAGGCGGGGCCAAACCCACGUUUCAGGACAACACACACACACACUCACACCAACAAGGACACACAGCCAUGGAGCAUACAGCAAACAGAACAGGGCUCAGACAAGAGAAGGGCCUCCUACCAACGGCACCUUGAGGAGAACACUAAGAAGGUGUUGUCUAUGGUGGAUUCCUGUUGUCUCGACAGGAGGAUUGUGCCUCUCUUCCAGGAAGAGGACCCCCAGCAGAAAGCACUGAUUGGCCAGAUGGUGGAUAAGCUUCGUGAGCAUCUGACGCGUCACCUUCAGCAGCUGGGGAAGAAGAGGAUAGACGCCCUCGUACUCAACUACGUGGCCAAACUGUUGGAGGUGGUCCAUCAUAUCUUGGAGACGUUGUGGCAAAAGUUCAAGCUGGGACCCCACGUGUUCUGCCUUAAGCAACAGAACAGUCCAGCGGAGUGGCGUGUGUUUCAUGUCAUGCUACGGAUACUGGAGGCAACCAAAGGCCUGUGCUUACCACUACCACCAGGUGAC